Thamnophis elegans (Western terrestrial garter snake) is the source of this 5092-nucleotide messenger RNA. It is a transcript of the gene DZIP1L, whose product is annotated as DAZ interacting zinc finger protein 1 like. Gene Ontology annotation, biological process: cilium assembly. Bases 190 to 2577 code for a protein of 795 amino acids. The transcript is spliced from 16 exons. NCBI's taxonomy places the organism in Eukaryota, Metazoa, Chordata, Lepidosauria, Squamata, Natricidae. Gene Ontology annotation, cellular component: ciliary basal body; cytoplasm. The record is from RefSeq and is a predicted model, not a curated record.
UUUCAGCGCCGAGUUUUGUCUCCAACCCACCGCGGUUUGUACCGGGCCUUUUUUUAAGUGCGAGUGCAGGCACACAAUCACACACAUACACCGCCCUGCUUCACAAAAUAUGCUUCCUGCGGGCAGCCUUUCGUAUCUAAUAUCUAUUACCCAUUUCCGCUGCCUACAUCUCGACAUUAUUGGAUAAAUAUGCCAGGCUCCACGUUUCCUCUGAACUUCCAACGCACCGGUGAUUUUUCGGGCAACAUGCUACCCAUCCCCUCCGUGAUCCCAGCCUUUAAAUUCCAGUUGCGGCGAGAAACCAUUGACUGGAGGCGAUUCAGUGCCAUUGAUGUGGAACGGGUAGCUCGUGAGCUGGAUCUUGGCACUCUUCAAGAAAAUAUCAAUAGUAUCACCUUUUGCAACCUUGAUGCGGAGAAGUGUCCCUAUUGUCAGCAGCCAGUAGACCCUGUUCUCCUUAAGUUUCUGAAGAUGGCCCAGCUGACCAUUGAAUAUUUGUUGCACUCUCAGGAGUACUUAAGUAUGAACUUGGCACUGCAAGAGGAGCAGCACCAGGCAGCCCUUGAAGACUGCAAGCGUAUCAAGUAUGACCUGGAUAAGCAAGCAGAAGAAUUAAAGGGGGUGAAGGAAGAGAGCAGGAGACGGAAAAAAAUGAUUGCCACCCAACAGCUGCUCUUGCAAGCUGGAGCCAACAACUACCACAAGUGCCAGCUCUGUGACAAGACCUUCAUGAAUUAUUCCUUUCUACAAGGCCACAUGGAGCGAAGACAUACUGAAGCCACUGCACUUGAGAAUUUGAAGAAGAAACAGGUGCAGCAAAUGGAAAGUGAGAUCGAAGACCUGAAAGUCAAGUUGAAGGAGACCCAUGUCCAGCUGGAAGCUGAGAGUCAGCAAAGGGCUCAGGAAGCAGAGCGUCUUCGCCAAAAGGAAGAUGAGGAAAGGAGGAAAUUUGAAAGAUGGAAGGAAGAGGAGAGAGCGAAGUUUCACACAGAGAUGGAAGAACUCAGGCAACUUUUUGUCACGGAAAUCAAGGACUUUUCCAACAAAAAUUCUGUCAUGGAAGGAAAACUUCAGGAACUACAAGUCAAGAAUACAGUAGCCUCACAUCUUGGGACAUUGCAAGAUGAUGAUUCUUUAGAGAAACAACAGUGGACUAAGACUCAGAAAGAAUUACAUGGGAUGAAGGCAAGGAUUGAACAACAGAAAACCGAGUGGGAGUGGAAACUUAGGAAACUUCAGAAGGAGAAUGAGAAAGAAAAAGAAAAACUGAAGAAUGAGAAUGAAAAACUGAGGGCUUCCUUGUCUUCUGACCAAUCUAAAAUGGCUGAAUACAACAAGAAACAAUUUGCCUCCCUUAUCACACAACUCAGAGAACAAGCUGGUGUUAUCCAAUCUCAGGAGAAAACAAUUAAGCUUCUGACUUCCAGCAAACCCAGAGAAAUCCAACAAGUACCCAAGACAGAAGAGGUAGAAGAAUCCAGCGAAGAAGUUUCUGCAGAACUGGAGGAUACUUUGGACAGGAAGAAUAGAGUUCUGGAAACACUGCGGAAAGAUCCCAAUUUGUUGAAGCAAUUCCGGCCAAUUCUGGAAGAGACACUUGAAGAUAAACUGGAGACCAUGGGAGUGAAACGAGGUACAAAAGGUAUCCCAGCUCAAACCUAUAAACAUUUGAGAGCUUUGAUUAAGAAACAGCAACAGCAGAAGGCUAAAACAUUUCCAGGUCUGCUGACCUUGAGAGCUAAACUUGAAAAGGAAGUUCAGAAGAAAGCGGUUCAGAAGGAUGAAGAGAAUAUGUCCUUGCCAUAUUCUGAAAUCUUUGAAAAAACCCAAAGAGGCCAGCAUUCUCCACUCCAGGUUACACCUUUGAAGAUUAGAACACACCCAGUAGAAGUACCAUAUUAUGCCCUAGAGACACCCAAGCCAGCUCCUCGGAGCAAAGUUGGUUCCAUGACUGGUUCAGUAGAGAUUCCAAAGGUACCAUCUCCAACUCUAAUUAGAAGCAGUUCACCUUCUCUUCAACAAUCUGCUGUCCACUUCCUCAGUACUUCACCUUUCAGCUCUGAGACUGAAGAGUCAGAGGAAGAAACAAACAUGAGCUCUCCAAAACACACAUCCCUCAAGACAGAACCAAAGCAGAGCAAACCUGUCCCCAGAGCAGCACAGGUGGACGAGAGUGAGUGGGAUUCAUCUGACACAGACUUUUCUAAAGAGAAACUUGGUAUAGGAAAAAGUUCUUCAGUUGCAGCAGGAAUUCAUUCAGAAACACUAGUGCAGUCAAUGGCUAAAAAUCUGGAGAAGAAACUGAACAUGCCUGCAAAGAAGCCUCCAGGUGGCGUGAAGCUCUUUGCCGUACAAAGCAAAGAAGAUGCUAAAACCAAUCAUCCCACAAAAAAGCUUCAGUUUGCCUGUGAAGAGGACAGUGAUUUGGAGAUUUCUUCCUUCGAGGAAAUCAGCCAGCACUUGGAACCUGAAACUAAGAUAAAGAAGCCACAGGGGGUGAAAGUUAGUGGGAGUUCCACUGGAUUGCGGGGCACCAGUAUCUUGACUUCCAGCACCACAAAGGCUGCGGCCUGGUGAUUCCCACAGUUAGAUGAGUACAGAACCCAGUUGAUAGAAGAAGAUUCCAUGACAGAGAAAUUAGAUUAAAUUUACUAAUCACAAAGAAAGAACAAAAAAUACCAAAUACCAAAAGUAUCACGUUCAAGGUUCUAGGUUCUGUACAUAGUUUCAGAGCAAACAUUUAAUUAACAUGAGUUUUUCUAGUGCUCCUAGAUUUGUUCUUCUGUUUAAAGUAAAUCUUGACAUGAUAUUAUAAAUUAAAUUUUCUCCAGAAUACACAAGCCGAUUCUUAGAUCAUGCACAACUAUAGUGUUGUGCACUUGGGUCUGACUUAGUGUAGUAUGUGAACCCAGCCUUCAUGGACCAUAGGAUAUGAUUUAGCAUUAUAUUAUUAAAACAAAACAAAUCUUAGCACAGUAUAUACAUGCAGCAAUAGAUGUAAGGCUGAAUCAAAAAGCAGCCAUGGCAUCAUAGCCUCAUUUGUGGGCUGUAAUGAAAUUUACAGUACACCUUUCACUGAUGCUCUAAGUGAAUUUAAGUGACUACAAGAGGGAAAGAGGUGUAAUUGUUGUGAUCUACUUAAUGGGAAAGAGGCUUUUGCUAUAUUGUACUGUGAUACAUAAUGUUUCUGAAAAAAAUCUGAAUUGUUUAUGCAAUUAGGCAAUUUUUCCUUUCUAGUACUGUGAUGGGUCCAACUUUUUUCUAUUUUUGAUAAGUUUGUGAAUAGCUAUAAAAGUAAAUGAAAUGAAAAGGCUUCAAACAUUUUGUAUCCCAUCAGCCUUCAGUUUCAUUCUUAGCUUGAUUGCAUUUCAAUGUCUUAAGUGCAAACUACUUAUUUAAUUCUGAAAUACUUUUAGCAUUUUCAAAGUAUUUAGGUAGCAUCACAUUGAAAAUGCUAAAAGUAUUUCAGAAUUAAAUAAGUAGUCUGCACUUCAGAAUUACUGCACAUUGAAGUGCAAUCAAUGUACAGUAUUUUGGUUUUCGUUUUCUGAAAACCUUUUUCUUCUUUAAUGAUUUAUUGUACUCUUUCCCUAUCCCAAGGUCAGAUCUAUAUUAUUUCACAGAUAUACUUAUUUAAUUCUGAAAUACUUUUAGCAUUUUCAAAGUAUUUUUAUAUUAUAUUUAGGUAGGAUCACAUUAAAUCAUUAAGGCAGAAGAAAAAAAAGUUUUCAGAAAAUGAAAACCAAAAUACACCCUUUCUCCAUUUUGUUUGAUCCAAGAUGCGACAGGGAGAAAAAAACUGAGUGGGAGAAAAAAAACUGAGUGGCUUUCAAGAUUCUGUUAUUCUACUCUGCAACAAUACUGAGCAUUCUUGGAAUCCCUAUUGCUCUUCUUUCAUAACUUUCCUAUCUUGAAGGGUUGACAAUAUCAUGAACCAUGAUUCAUGAACCUCAACUUAAAAUAUUGGAAAUUAAUAAUAACCACUUAAGAAUAAAAAUUAAGCAAUAGGACUGAAAGGAUCCAGAUUCAGGUCCAUCCUCAGUCAUGAGAGCUCAUAGGGACUUUAGGCCACCCCUGGCUCCAAAAGUCUAAUCUAAAACACAAGAUGGUUGUUGUGAAGAUAAAUAAAGAUGGGAAUGUUGUAAUUGCUAUCUUCAGCAUUAGGAGGAAGAGUGGGAUAUGCUAUAUUCAUCUCAUACUCAUUUCCCAGUUGGAUUAAUGCUAUUCACUCUACAUAGGGCUGCCCUUGAAAAACACUCAAGCUUCAAUAAGCCCAGAAUGCAGCACUCUGUACUAUUUUGGAUAUCCCAAGGUUUGCCCAAAUUACAUUACUGUUGCCCAGAUUUCAUUGCCUGCCCAUAUUUUUUUAGGUACAAUCCAAAGUGCUAGUUUUCAUCUUUAAAGAAUUUUAUGGUACAGGGAAAGGUUAUUUGUAGGAAUAUAACUUCCCAAGGAUAGCCUAUCCCACCAGUUCUGACAAGGUGAGCACAAUCGAGGUCGCCCUGGGCCUACAAGAUGGGCCUUCUCUGUUCUAGAAUCUUCCAUUACAACAACUACUCCCUGAUUCAGAAAGCCCCAACCUUCUUAGCCUUCUAGAAGGUUUGAAGGCCUAGCUCUUCCACCAGAAACUGGCUGAAAUGUUUGUUGGACCUCCUAAUAUACUGUAGGUGCAGUUCUUUUGGCAGUUUUAUUAUGCUACUUUGGUUGAUGUAUUAUGGUUGCUUAUAGAUUUUUUUAAAAAUGUAUUUUCUAGGAUUUGUUGUGAGGUACACAGGAUUAUCCAUUUAAGAUGAACAGUCAUAUAAAUUUUAAAAAUUAAAUUUUAUAUAUGUUUUAUAAACAUACAGAAAUGCAGUAUGCUUGUUCAAGCAAAAGAAAGGAUGAACCACCUUUCUUAAGUAUUGUUCUCCUAAACCACUACUAAUAGGAAUGACUUACAGUUACAUUGGUUUCCAAUGAUGCAUAAAUCCUCCAUGAUAAGAAAUGAAUGAGAAUGAGAGCUGGAUUAUCUACAAAAGCCCAAUAACAAUAGCAGUUAGACUUAUAUACCGCUUCAUAGGGCUUUCAGCCCUCUAAGCGGUUUACAGAGUCA